GUGGGCGAGGGUGCGAUUGCCGGGUUCUAGGCGUGGAGGACAGACACCGCUGGAGCCCGGGGAAGGUGGAGUUCUCUUCUCCUUGGGACCCAGGGCAUGGCAGAGGGCUGCAGGGAUCCCCAGAGCUGCAAAACUGAAGAAAUGGAUCCAGAUAGCCAUGGAGUUCUGCCGGAGGACCAGGUGGUUGGAGGGCAGGACUGCGAAGAACUCUGUGCCUUAGGAGAGUAUGAGAGCUUCCUCAACUUCCACAUGCGCCUCCCCCACAACCUUGGUAGCUUGGGUGCAGGCCUGCGCCUGUUAGAGGCUGAGCCCUGGGAACUGGACCCUGGGCUGGCCCAGACUCUGAUCUAGGCCUUGCAGCUGGAUCCAGAAACUCUGGCCAACGAGGCGGAGGAACGUGCUGCCAACGUAGCCCGCACUGCCGCCUCCAGCCGGGCCACUCAGGCCAUGGCCGAGGCUGCCCGGGCCACCUUCCACCAGGUGGUCAGCGAGCAGCUGAUGACCCCAGACUGGGGCUCAGACUGUGCCCGCCCCAGGACCCAGGGCACAGCCUCUGCCCCGGACCCCACUGACCGCACUGCUGUUCAGCCUCAGGGAGCCACCCCAGGGACAGCCCUGGCCUGUGUGCACAUGUCCCAGAUGCUGGUCAGUGGGCAGGUGGUGGCCCUCGACACUCCUGCAGCCUCCUGCACGCAGCCCCAGAAGGCACCCCAGGCCCCGCAGGUGCAGGCUGCGGGCACUGGCCCUUGCACGGUCCGUGCUUUCUCUCAAGCUCCAUGGACCAGUGAGAGGGCUGCCACCAGACCCCUGGCGGCCUUUCUGAGCCAGAGUGAUGUGUCUGAUUUCAACCGACCCCCAGGUGUCAGUGGUGUGGGCUUUCCACGGCCCAAGAGACCCACCCUGGUCCAAGAGGCUGCCACCCAGGGCCCCAGUGCAGCCUCCGCGGUGCCCCCGGCAUCACGUGCCUGGGAAGGACCAGCAUCCGGGCCCAAGGCCACCAGGUCCAGGUCCAGGAAGGCUCUCGCCAAGACUUGGUGGAUGGAGCCCCAGAAGGUGGCAGAAGCAGCCUCUGCCAAAGCCCUGAUGGCCCCUGGCCUCCCCCAGCAGGCGGGUGCUGCUUCCUCCACUCAGCACAGUGCUGAACCCUGGAUCAGCAAGGGAGGCAAGAGGACUAAGAAGUCAAAGCACCUAAAUAGUGACACUGAAAACAGCGAGGAGGAUAGGGAGCCUCCUGUGAUACCGCCAGGCUGGAGAACCUCUGAGGCCCCUCUGGCAGCUCUGGCACAGAGGGCUCCAUGGCCCCCAUUGGCUAUGAGGACCCAGGCGCCCUCCAGGCAUGUCCUGUGCCUGCCAACCCGAAAUGUGGCCCUUCUGCAAGACAGGGCAAACAAGUUGGUGAAGUACCUGAUGAUUAAAGACUACAAGAAGAUCCCCAUCAAGCGCUCAGAUAUGCUGAAGGAUGUCAUCCGAGAAUAUGAUGACCAUUUCCCCGAGAUCACUGAGAGAGCAGCCUACACUCUAGAGAAGAAAUUUGGGAUCCACCUGAAGGAGACUGACAAAGAAGAACACCUGUACAUUCUUGUCUGCACUCGGGAUUCUUCAGCACGACUCCUGGGAAAGACCAAGGACACUUCCAGGCUGAGCCUCCUCUUGGUGAUUCUGGGAGUCAUCUUCAUGAAUGGCAACUGUGCCAGUGAGGCCAUCCUCUGGGAGGCCCUCCGCAAGAUGGGACUGCGUCCUGGGGUGAGGCACCUGCUCCUUGGGGAUCUGAGGAAGCUCAUCACAGAAGAGUUUGUGAAGCAGAAGUACUUGGAAUAUAAAAGGAUCCCUAAGAGCAGCCCACCUGAGUAUGUGUUCCUGUGGGGGCUGCGAGUUUGCCACAAGACCAGCAAGAUGAAGGUCUUGAAAUUCAUCGCCCAGAAUCAGAACCGAGACCCACGGGAUUGGAAGGCUCAGUACUUGGAGGCCGUGGAGGAGGCUUUCAAGAUGAUGGAUGUGGGCAUGACUGAGCAGCAAGCCAGGGCCCGGAUGAGGGCCCAGCUGAAUAUUGGGGAGGAGGCUCUGGCUGGACGGUGGAGCUGGGAUGACAUCCAGGUCGAGCUCCUGACCUGGGACGAGGAUGGAGACUUUGGCGAUGCCUGGGCCAGGAUCCCCUUUGCUUUCUGGACCAGAUACCACCAGUACAUCCUGAAUAGCAACCGCGCCAGUGGGAAUGCCAACUGGAGAGCUGAUGCCACUGGUGGCACCAGUGGUGGGUUCGGCGCCGGCAUCCUGGAUGGCCCCAGCACCAGCUCCACCGCCCAGAGGAGGCAUGCCACCACCAUCGGUGCUGACUUCUUCUGGAUCCAGUAA
Erinaceus europaeus (western European hedgehog) is the source of this 2352-nucleotide messenger RNA. RefSeq names its product melanoma-associated antigen D4-like. Gene Ontology annotation, cellular component: nucleus. Lineage: Eukaryota; Metazoa; Chordata; Mammalia; Eulipotyphla; Erinaceidae. The record is from RefSeq and is a predicted model, not a curated record. Gene Ontology annotation, biological process: negative regulation of transcription by RNA polymerase II. The transcript is spliced from 12 exons.